Molecule: messenger RNA, 1637 nt
Organism: Erpetoichthys calabaricus (reedfish)
Lineage: Eukaryota; Metazoa; Chordata; Cladistia; Polypteriformes; Polypteridae
Gene: cd36
Product: CD36 molecule (thrombospondin receptor)
Exons: 13
Coding region: 67-1542 (491 amino acids)
Biological process (GO): long-chain fatty acid import into cell; receptor-mediated endocytosis; lipid storage
Cellular component (GO): caveola; cell surface; cytoplasm
Molecular function (GO): low-density lipoprotein particle binding; scavenger receptor activity; low-density lipoprotein particle receptor activity
Source: RefSeq, a predicted model, not a curated record
UGCACUUCGUUUUGUGUUCAACUGGGCAAACAUACAGACAGCUGGAAUACUUUGCUAAGAAAAAGCAUGGCAUGCAGUAAAAGAAGUGGCCUUAUCACUGGUGCUGUACUUGGAGCUUUAUUAGCUCUCCUAGGAGGAGUUUUAAUACCAGUUGGAAAAAACAUUAUUAGUACAUCAAUUGUUAAGGAAAGCGUUCUUGAAAAUCAAACCACUGCUUAUGAAAACUGGAUUAAAGUUGGUGGAACCGUAUACAUGCAGAUUUGGCUAUUCGAUGUGAAGAAUCCUGUAGAAGUUAUUCUCUAUGGUUUAUCACCAACGGUUGCACAAAAGGGACCUUAUACUUAUAAGGUUCGUUAUCUUCCAAAGGAGAACAUUACAGCAAAUCCAAACAACACAAUCUCUUUCUCAGUACCAAAGGAAGCAAUCUUUGUACCUGAAAUGUCCAUUGGAAAUGAAGAGGACAAAAUUACAACUCUCAACCUGGUGGUUGCUGGAGCUCCAGCAUUGGUACCAAAUUCCGUUCUUUCAUUCUUAAACGGUAUAAUUAAGAAGCAGAAUAGUACAUUAUUUCAACAAAGGACCGUGAAAGAAAUUGUGUGGGGUUAUAGUGACCCUGUAUUGAAAGCUUUAACAAACCUGUCCUUGAUAAAAGAUGAUAUGACAGGAGUUAUGUACCCAUAUAAUGGAACAGCUGAUGGGUUAUAUGAUAUAUUUACUGGAAAAGAUGACAUUGGAAAACGAGGAAUAAUCGAUAAAUGGAAAGGUCAAAGAGAUGUCUCAUACUGGAAUGACAAGUAUUGCAACAUGAUCAAUGGCACAGAUGGCUCGUCAUUCCCUCCUUUCGUGGAUAAGAAGAAAUUAUUAUAUUUCUUCCCCUCAGAUAUCUGCAGGUCAAUAUACGCUAAAUUUGAAAAGGAAUUCAAGUUGAAAGGAAUUUCUGUCUAUCGCUUCAAAAUUCCACCAGAAACCUUUGCCUCUCCUGUUGUAAAUCCUGAAAACAAAUGUUUCUGUGAUGAGAAAAAAGACGACUGUUCUUUGGCAGGAAUUCUUGAUAUCAGCAGUUGCAAAGAAGGAUUGCCGGUCUACAUAUCUCUACCUCACUUCUUGUACGGCAGUUACAGUUUAAUAAACGAAGUUAACGGGAUAAAUCCAAAUGAAUUCGAGCACAGUAUUUACCUUGAUGUAGAACCUAUGACUGGAUUUUCAUUAUCAUUUGCUAAACGACUACAAAUAAACUUUAAGAUUUCACCAGCAAAACAAAUUGAUGCUCUGUCAAAAAUAAAAAAGCCUAUAAUGUUUCCAUUACUGUGGCUAAAUGAGACUGCAUCGCUUGAUGAUGCCACAGCAGAAGAACUAAAAGCAUCAUUGAAUUCCAAAGUACGGCUUCUAGGAAUUCUUGAACUUUCAUUCAUUUGCAUAGGAGUGGGGAUUUUCUUUGGAUGCAUAGUUGCACUUUUGGUCAUGGAUAGAAAACAAAAGAAUGAAAAAGAUAAGUAUGCUGAACACAUUAAUCUGGAUAGGUUAAAAGAAAAUAAAUUCUAAUUGGAAUAUAGUAAUCUUUGGGUUAAAUGAUUAAUCUGUUCAAGUUGUCUAUGUAAAUAGAGUACUAAUUAUAUUAAACUCACUUUUGAUCAAAA